UUGAAAGAGUGCAUUUAAAGAAACAGCCCUACAGAUGUGUGAGCAUUGUGACAGAUGCUUCUCUCAGGGCGAUGCAUUAAAAAGGCAUAUUGGAGCAGUGCAUUUAAAGAAACAGCCCCACAGAUGUGAGCAUUGUGACAGAUGCUUCUCUCAGAGCGGUGCAUUAAAAAGGCAUAUUGCAGCAGUGCAUUUAAAGCAGCGAGAUCACAAAUGCGAAUACUGUGGAAAAUCUUUCUCUGUAAAGUCUCACCUUCGGACACACGUAGACGUUGUUCACCUGAGGAAACAGCCCCACAGAUGCGAGCAUUGUGAAAGACGCUUCUCUCACAGGUUUUUAUUAAGAAGACACAUUGAAGCAGUGCACCUAACAAUAAAUGAGACGACUAAACGGGCGGAAAUAGUCCAAAGAUCUAACAUGAGGUUUUGGUGA
Molecule: messenger RNA, 430 nt
Organism: Dicrocoelium dendriticum
Lineage: Eukaryota; Metazoa; Platyhelminthes; Trematoda; Plagiorchiida; Dicrocoeliidae
Source: the annotation of a GenBank genome assembly